GGAGGGAGAGGCUGAGCCCCCCCCAAAAAAUCCCUGAGCAUCUAUCCUGGAGUCCUGGGCUUGUUCUAGCUGUUCCCCACCUCUGCCCCCCACGGCUUCUCUCUGCUGCAGAUCCUGUGGAUGUCCUGAAGGCCCUGGGUGUGCGGGGAGGACAGGCUGGGGUCCCCGAGGGGCCUGGCUUCUGUCCCCAGAGGACUCCAGAGGGUGACCGGGCAUUCAGAGUGGGCCAGGCCAGCACACUCGGCAUCCCCACGCGGGAACUCUUUCCAGAUGGCCACUUUCCUGAGAACUUCUCCUUGCUGAUCACCUUGCGGGGCCAGCCAGCCAAUCAGUCUGUCCUGCUGUCCAUUUAUGAUGAAAGGGGUGCCCGGCAGUUGGGCCUGGCACUGGGGCCAGCGCUGGGUCUUCUAGGUGAUCCCUUCCGCCCCCUCCCCCAGCAGGUCAACCUCACAGAUGGCAGGUGGCACCGUGUGGCGGUCAGCAUAGAUGGUGAGACGGUGACCCUGGUAGCUGACUGUGAAGCUCAGCCCCCUGUCUUAGGCCAUGGCCCCCGCUUCAUCAGCAUAGCUGGACUCACUGUGCUGGGGACCCAGGACCUUGGGGAGAAGACUUUCGAGGGAGACAUUCAGGAGCUGCUGAUAAGCCCAGAUCCUCAGGCUGCCUUCCAGGCUUGUGAGCGGUACCUCCCCGACUGCGACAACCUGGUACCAGCAGCCACAGGGGCUCCCCAGGGUGAACCAGAGACCCCUCGUCCUCGGCGGAAGGGGAAGGGAAAAGGAAGGAAGAAAGGGCGAGGUCGCAAGGGGAAAGGCAGGAAAAAGAAGAACAAGGAAAUUUUGACCUCAAGUCCACCUCCUGACUCCCCAGAGAACCAGACCUCCACUGACAUCCCCAAGACAGAGACUCCAACUCCAAAUCUGCCUCCGACCCCUACACCUUUGGUCGUCAUCUCCACUGUGACUGCUGGACCCAAUGCCACGAUCCUAGAGGGGAGCUUGGACCUUGACAGUGGAACCGAGCUGGGGACCCCGGCGACCAAGGCAACCAGGGAGGAUGAAGAAGGAGGUGAUUCCACCAUGGGCCCUGACUUCCGGGCAGCAGAAUAUCCAUCUCGGACUCAGUUCCAGAUCUUUCCU
Molecule: messenger RNA, 1136 nt
Organism: Piliocolobus tephrosceles (Ugandan red Colobus)
Lineage: Eukaryota; Metazoa; Chordata; Mammalia; Primates; Cercopithecidae
Product: collagen alpha-3(V) chain-like
Exons: 7
Source: RefSeq, a predicted model, not a curated record